Messenger RNA from Cantharellus anzutake, 710 nucleotides. RefSeq lists its product as uncharacterized. The transcript has 5 exons. NCBI's taxonomy places the organism in Eukaryota, Fungi, Basidiomycota, Agaricomycetes, Cantharellales, Hydnaceae. The annotation marks the transcript as partial. The record is from RefSeq and is a predicted model, not a curated record.
CAGAGUUCACUGCACCACUCGUUUUGGAGGAGGAUCAGACGGUGGAGUUAAACGAAGAAGAACAGUGGGGACUUGAGGCUAAAUAUGGUCGCCGUACACUAAGUAGCAAUGCUCAUCGAUACGAGGAACCAGAGCCAGGUGAGAAAGCCCCCCACACGACAUCAACAUCUCAAACAAGAUAACAUCGACCAGGCAGAAGAUAUUUCAGAGCCACAGAGACAUGAUGAGGAAGAAAUUGACAAAUCGUUAACUCAGUUCACAUCCAAGUUGAGACGUACGACAAAUGGAUCUAAUCAGAAGAAAGGAAACGUGCAGACGGUUGAAUGGACCGAGGAGCUGGAGAAGUUGCGUCAAGAAAAGCAAGCGGCUGAUGCCAUGAGGGACCUAAAAACGCGCCUUCAGGGCAGCAGUGCACUCCGCACCGACCCAAGAGCAUCAAAUCGAACAAAAAGAGCGAAGUCGCCCGUGGCUGACCGCCGCGGCGAGAACGCUCCAAAUGUCAGCACCCAGGACGAAAUGGAGGCCUUUCUGGACGAUCUCAUAGGAUAGUGUGGUAGAUCUACAACCCGGAAAAUUUCCACUGCACUUGUGACAACGAGGCAUCGUUGCAGUCAAGGUGCAAGUCGAGAUGGAGAUUUACAUUUAUGUGAUAACAAAUAUGUAACAACUUACUACAACGUCCGAAGCAACCAAGAGGCAUUAUUGAAGUG